GCGUGGAUGCUUCGUAAGCAGCCUCAGCGAGCUGCUGUCCGUGAGACACAGCACUUGUAAAACUUCGCGACUCGAAGGACUACACUUGGUUAUUCGCAAUGGACGAUCUGGCAUAUUUGCACGACUGAGGUGCUGGUUGCUUGAGCGUCUUGCAGUUGCAGAACAGUCAUUCUAAAGAUGAAAACAGACCUGCAAAAACCAGAUAAGCAAUCGUGUAUCAGCCAUUAAGGUAAGACAUUAUCUCUAUAGCUUUUGUCAUACAUUCUGAAAUAUUUUAAGCGAUCGACAUUUGUUUAAACAAAGGAGAACGUCUUGAAGAUACAGAAGAAGCUGAAUUUUGUUUAGUUAUCACUACAUGCAAAACUCUACUUGCGUAAAGCAUAACCCAAAUGUCCAAGGGAAAUUGGCGAGCAGUGCCUGCUUGUCAGUGGAUAUCGCCAUAGUUGGACAGACAGCGCCGGACGCAAACAAAUAGUGAAGAAUGGCAGCGAUGAGCAGCUCUAACAUGAAGACCCUGGAGGACUUGACUCUGGACUCGGGUUAUGGAGCUGGGGACUCCUGCAAGUCUCUCAGUCUGUCUUCCUCCAAAUCCAACUCGCAGGCGUUCACCAGCGCGCCGCACCGGGGCAACUGGUGGUACUAUUCGGGGUCCAUGAACAGUAGAAACAACAGCUGGGACACGGUGAAUACUGUGCUUCCAGAGGACCCCGAGGACAUCUUCGCCAAGUGUCCCCGGUUGCCAGAGCUGGAGGAGUUCCCUUGGACAGACGAAGACGUUGGCAAGAUUCUCCACAAGGUCUGUGGCAAGGGGGCCUUUUUUUCCACCGACACUGUGCGAAGGCUCUCCACUCUUUUACGUAGGGCUCUGAUCCGAAUUUCGAGGGAAGCGCAGCGGCUGAGCGUCAUGCACUGCCGCUGUACGCGCUUCGAGGUGCAGAGCGCUAUCCGGCUGGUGCUCAGCUGGGCUCUCGCGGACAGCUGCGUUUCAGCCACGGUAAAGGCCAUCUCCCUAUACAGCAUGAGCGCCGGCGAGUGGCUGCGAAAGGGCAAGUCCACCCGCUGCGGGCUAACUUUCUCCGUGGGGCGUUUCUUCCGCUGGAUGGUGGACACCCGUAUCUCGGUGCGCAUUCACCAGUACGCAGCCAUCUGCUUGACGGCCUGCAUGGAGAGCUUGGUGGAGGAGAUCGGCGCACGGGUUCUGAUGGCGGAGCGACAGCAGAGUGGGGACGGUGGCCUUCCCAGCAGCGCGCUGACAGUGGACGCGCUAGAGGGGGUUGUGAACAAUGACGCCGAACUGUGGGGUGUUCUGCAGCCCUACGAACAUCUCAUAUGCGGGAAGAACGCCAGCGGAGUGCUGUCCCUACCCGCUCAUUUCAGCCCCUAUACAGAAGGCCAGAAGGGGGCGAUGGAGAGCCGAGAGGAUGCCUACGCCCAGUUGGAGCUGCGCACUCUGGAGCAGUCUCUCCUGGCCACUUGUGUGGGCAGCAUCUCUGAGCUCAGUGACCUGGUCUCACGAGCCAUGCACCACAUGCAGCGUUUGAGUGCGGUUCGGCCCGGACUGAGUCCCGCCCGCCACGCCCGCCAGCAGCCUGUGUGCUGGUCUCCCGAUGCCCUGCACACCCUCUACUACUUCCUGCGCUGCCCCCAGAUGGAGUCCAUGGAGAACCCCAACCUGGACCCGCCCAGGAUGUCACUCAGCAAGGAGCGGCCCUUCCUGCUGCUCCCACCUCUCAUGGAGUGGAUGCGAGUUGCCAUCGUUCACGCUGAGCACCGCCGGAGCCUAUUGGUGGACAGUGAUGAUGUCAGACAGACGGCCCGACAGCUCCUCCCAGGACUGGACUGUGAGCCCAGACUGCUGAAGCCAGAGUGCUGCUUCAGCUCAUUCCGGCGGCUGGACGCCAGAGCCGCUACUGAUAAGUUCCACCUGGACCUGGGGUUCCGCAUGCUGAACUGCGGCCGCACCGAUCUGAUUGGCCAGGCCAUCGAGCUGCUGGGGCCAGAGGGCGUGAACGCCAUGGACGACCAGGGCAUGACGCCGCUCAUGUACGCAUCAUCAGCAGGGGACGAGGCCCUGGUGCAGAUGCUGAUCGAUGCUGGGGCCAAUAUGGACGUGGCGGUUCCUGGAUACUCCCCUCAGUACCCCUCUGUGCACCCAGACAGCCGGCACUGGGCUGCCCUGACCUUCGCUGUGCUGCACGGCCACCUCUCAGUGGUGCAGCUCCUCUUGGAUGCGGGGGCGAACGUGGAGGGUGCUGCAGUCCGAAACGGGCAGGAGAGCUCUGCUGACACCCCUCUGCAGCUGGCGUCCGCAGCAGGUAACUAUGAGAUGGUGAGCCUGCUCCUGGCCCGGGGGGCGGACCCCCUGCUGAGGGCAAAUGACGGGAACGUGCUGACAUCAUCGCUCUAUGAGGACAUGAACUGCUUCAGCCACGCCGCUGCACAUGGGCACAGGAAUGUGUUGCGUAAGCUGCUUACCCAGCCGCAGCAGGUUAAGGAGGAUGUUCUCUCUCUGGAGGAGAUCCUGGCUGAGGGGGUGGAGGAGGGCGGAGCCAGGGGCGGGGACAGGGAGAGGCCCACGGGGCGCCCACCCUCCAGCCCAGGUUGCAUCAUCGAUGGGGGAUCAGUGAUCCCCAAACUUUCCAAGGGUCGAAUGAAGGCUCUGCAGGAGGCCACCUACUACAGCUCGGAGCAUGGAUACCUGGACGUCACCAUGGAGCUGAGGUCUCUAGGUGUUCCCUGGAAACUGCACGUGUGGCUGGAAUCCCUGCAUCGUGCCCACCAGCAGUCCUGCAGUGGGGUAACCCUGGCCCUCCUCAGAGAGUUCACCUCCAUCCGAGAGGAGGAGUACUGUGAGGAGCUGAUCUCCUUUGGCCUCCCUCUCAUGUUCACCAUCUUCAGAACCAGCAAGAAUGAUGCUAUAAUCCAACAGCUGGCCACCAUCUUUAGCCACUGCUAUAGCUCCGCCCCCCUGCCCACCAUUCAGGAGGCCAAGCCUAACCUCUCUGCGCAGCUAGACCCUCACUUCCUGAACAAUAAGGAGAUGUCGGACGUGACGUUCCAGGUGGAGGGCAAGCCAUUCUACGCACACCGGGUCCUGCUAAUUACAGCCUCUGACAGGUUCAAAGCUCUGUUGGGGCCUUCUGGUCCAGAUGGUUCUGUGCAGGACUGCAAGAGCAUCGAGAUCAGCGACAUCAAGUACAGCAUUUUCCAGAUGAUGAUGUCAUACCUGUACUGUGGGGGGGUGGAGUCAAUGAAGGUGGCGAUGCCUGAUGUGUUGGAGCUGCUGUCAGCUGCCAGCCAGUUCCAGCUGAAGGUGCUGCAGAGACACUGCGAGGUCACCUGCACUCGGAGCAUCGACCUGGACAACGCUGUCAGCAUCUACCAAACUGCCAAGGCCCACGGGGCAGCAGAGCUGAGCGCAUGCUGUGAGGGGUACUUCCUGAAGCACAUGCCUGACCUGCUGGAGAGGGAGUCGUUCCGCGGGUUGGUCCUGGGGGCCACUGGGGCCCGGAUGGGGCCCAGCCGGAACACCCCCCUGGAGGAGCUGGAAGGAGCGCUUUCACGCAGGCUGUGUUCUCUCUACAUCACCUCCCGGGUAUGAGCUGCCAUGUCCUGCCACACCCAUCCACACCCAGAAUAUUGUGGACUUACCUGAGACGCUGAAGGAGGAAAAGGAGGAGGCGUGUCCAGGAGUGAGGAAGACUGAGUGGCGUGUUAGGUGGCCAUAACCGCCUCCCCUUGUGGGGAACCAGCAAACUGCAGUGUGCUUUGGGGAUUUGCCCCUUUUGGGUGCAGUGUGCAGACUCACUGAUCUUUAAAUCAUCUGGAUGGUUGCUUCCCUUCAAAGAGCUCAGUGUGACAAACAUUGCUCCUGCUAGACAGGCUUAGAGAAACUCAUACUGCGGUGCUGCUGCCCUCUAGUGGCCACUACUGUUCAUGUCACACAUGGGAGAUAAGGGGCUGAACAGUAUUACUGGAAUUUGUGCCAAUUCUCUUCACCAAUCAGAGAUGUCUUUGAAUGCACCUGCCACGUCUAAUGGAUCUCCGUUGUGACCCAACAAUUUUUGAUCAAUGAUGUGGUUCUAUUCAAAAAACAAUUUACAGCAAAGUUAUAUAAAUGAAUAAACAUUUUAUAAAUAGAUUAAUGGACAAAAGAACAAGUUCUCUUUGUACAAAUAAUGCACUUGGUUGCAGUCUUGUGGGAGUAAAAUAUAAAACACAAUGGUUAAGCUGGGGUUGUUUACUGCAAAAUUUUGUGUUUAGGUCAAUGCUACCUAAUCCAGAGGCAAAGACCAACAAAGAAUACCCCCUUCUGGAAAGACUGAAAUAUUGUGUAGAACAUAAUCAUGAAUGCUAAAUCUCUGUAGAAUCUUAAAUAUAUCAUGUUUUAUUUAAGGAAACAUAGCUGUGUUAAACAGGUACUGUGGCCAAGCUGUACUGGUGGAAAAAUACUCUUGUGUAAAAACUAAAAAGGCGAUGAACAUGUGUCUUAAUGCCUAAAAAUGUGCCAGUGCUCAAAUACUCCAUGUUAAGGGUGAAUAAAAUUUGCAAAUUUUUGCUUUAAAACAGCCCCUCCUCCCCAAUCCAGUCUGUGCCUUUCCUUUGUCUUAGCUAAGUAACACAUUCACACUACUUCUACUCUUUGCAGUGUAGAAGACACGCUUUAUAAAAACUUUGUAACCCUCAGUUAGUUGCAGUAAAACAUUAAUUUUCUACCAAUGAAGACCUGUUGUUUAUAGACAGCAUACAUUUUUUUAAAAACAAUGUAAAAAAUUUGUCUAUCCUUCUCUGAGGUAGUUAAACACACACACUUUAUCCCCUGCGUUGCUUACAAAACCACACACACAAUCUGUCCUUUUCUCUGUGCAUUACCAUGACUACAGAGUCAAAGUCUCUUACAGCUUACACAAAAAUGUUUUUUUUAUUGUCGCUGUUUAACAGUUGACUGUAAUUUAGCCAUUGAAAAUACACUUCUUCAACAUUUAGUUAGAAUAUUCUAGAUGCAUUAUGACCAUGAUUUUGUGUUAAAACUCAUUUUAAAUGUUUUUAAUUGUUCAGUGAUAUGUAUUACAUGAUGUGAAGGUUUUAUAUAUUAUAUAUAUUACAAAAAUCUAUUACCAGAGUAAAAAUGAAGUAUUCGAAGUGUUGAAUGAACCAGAUAGAUAAAUGCUGUAAACCACCCAACUAUCAGCAAGACAUCUAGCAGGCAUUUCUAAUAAUUGUAGUUUAGGAAUUUAUUACAAGAGGCAAUGGUGAUUAACAGAGCUACAGCAUUUAAAAAUAUUAUUUUACAUUUAUUUUCAAUUCAUUAUUUUAUGUGGGUUUUAGCAUCUGGCUUAAAUUGUUGAUAAUCUGGGGCAAAAAUGGCUAAAUUAAAAACAUGGAUUGCUGGGUGGCCCAUCCUGUUCAGGCACUGUUUCAUAACUGAUAAGUGAGUGUUGAUGAACAUGAUUUGGCAUUUCAAAUUGGGGAGAAUAAUUAAAAAAAAAAAAUGGAACAUAUAAGAAAAUAAGAGUACCCAUAUUUCCUUGAGGUACAGUAUCUGUUUGGGGAAGAUUCUGCAUUACAUGGAAUUGGCAGCUCUUAGCUUUUGAGGGCACAAAUUACACAAUCAGACAGUGUAUUGUUUCCUACGAUGUAAAUCUGUAUGAUGCACUGUGUCCAUACUGACAGUAACAUUUGUAUGUCUGGUCUUAUCUGAGUAGUAACCAACCCUGCAGAUAUACUGUCCUAUAGGUUUUCACUCCAGCCCGAACAAAGCACACCUCAUUAACAGCUAGAGAUCUCAUUGAGCUGCGUUGAUGGUUGGAGUGAAAUCAGACAGGAUUGUAGAUCUCUAGUAACGGGGUUGGUUACUGUAUUAUCUGAUAUUGGGUGAGUAUGCAGUGUGAUAGGAAAGCACUGUGUUUGACCUCUGCUGGUGGUCAGUGGUAUUGAGUGCACACACACACUCAGGGCCUGAUUUACGAAGACCUUUAGCACGUGCAAAGUUUUUUAGCACACACAAACCUAAUAACACAACAAAUGAUUGGUGCAAAACAAAUACCAUGACCAAUCAUUGGCCAUUUUAUUGGUUUAGCUAAAAGGUUUCACAAGCACUAAUGGUCUUAGUACAGUCAAUCAGGCCCUCAAUCGUGUCUGACACAAUCACAGCCAGAGCUAUGCAUCCCCCUUUACAGUCGCAUCUAACAGAGGAGUCAGGCCAGUCAGCUGUGUUAAACAUGGCACAAAACCUAUUUUUCCAAUAUUCAAGUCAAAACCGAGUUAAAUUUACAGCUGCAGAAAUCAUUUAAAACUUGUCAAAGGUAAAAGAUUAUCAGCGUGACUGUAGAAAUGUAAAGAAUGUGUCAAUUCUUGUCUGACCUCAAUACUAUGAGCAUACUAUGUGUUGUUAUGACUUCUAGGCUUUCUGUUUGGAGUCUUAAUGCUUUGUGUAUAUAUAUUUAAUGUUAUUUUUUUAUUUGCAUUUAAUUUUUAUUAAAAAUCUUAAAACAGA
Messenger RNA from Anguilla anguilla (European eel), 6496 nucleotides. It is a transcript of the gene abtb2b, whose product is annotated as ankyrin repeat and BTB (POZ) domain containing 2b. Gene Ontology annotation, molecular function: protein heterodimerization activity. The transcript is spliced from 17 exons. The record is from RefSeq and is a predicted model, not a curated record. Bases 482 to 3601 code for a protein of 1039 amino acids. Lineage: Eukaryota; Metazoa; Chordata; Actinopteri; Anguilliformes; Anguillidae.